UUGGGGGGGGGGGGGGAAUAGGCGGAAGCUAGAGAGUCUCGCCUUCCCUUUUUGAGAGACCACCUCCUCUCUCUGUUCUUUACCAGCUAGAGGCGCUUUCCAAGCACCUGGACCCAGGCAGCUGGGAGGAAGAGGGCCAUUUCUUCUGUACAAUUUACCAACACCUCCCUGAGGAGCAAGAGAGGGAAGGGCAGAGGAGAGGGGUAGGGAGUGGAGGGAGGAAGGGAGGGAAGGAAAGGAGAGGAGGAAAGGGGAGAAAGAGAGAAGGAGAGGGGAGGAGAAGAGGAGAGAUUGCGCUCAAGCAUGGGGAUCCUUCCUGAAAACCGGACCGGCUCGGUGCUGGCGGUGAACAGCUCAGCCCGCCCCAGCCCCAGCCCGAGCCGGGCCAUUGCCCUGGGGCUAACGCUGGGCUCGUUCAUCCUGUUCGCCUUGCUGGGGAACGUGCUGGUGGUCCUGUCCGUGGUCUGCCACCGGCCCCUGCAGACGGUCACCAACUAUUUCACCGUCAACCUCGCGGUGGCCGACCUCCUGCUGAGCUGCAGCGUCUUGCCGCUGUCCGCCUGGCUCGAGGUGCAGGGCCACUGGCCACUCGGCCGGCUGCUGUGUGACAUCUGGGCGGCCCUGGACGUCCUCUGCUCCACCGCCUCCAUCCUCAGCCUCUGUGUCAUCUCUAUCGAGCGCUACAUCGGGGUCAGUUACCCGCUGCGGCACCCGGCCAUCGUGACCGAGAGAAAGGCGCUGCUCACCCUCCUGGGCGUCUGGACCCUGGCUCUGGCCAUCUCGGUGGGUCCCCUCCUGGGCUGGAAGGAGCCCGCGCCCCCCGACCACACGGUCUGCCGAGUGACCGAGGAGCCCGGCUACGUCCUGUUCUCGGCCCUGGGAUCCUUCUACGCGCCCCUGGCCGUCAUCCUGGUCAUGUACUGCCGGGUCUAUAUCGUGGCCAGGCGCGAAACCAGGAGCCUGGAGGAGGGCAGGAAGAGGGAGAGAUCCAAGGGGGCAGGGGACUGGGUAACGCUGCGCAUCCACCGGCCGGAGAAGACGGCUGACCCACUGGACCAGACCCAGAGCCACCCCCAGGGCCGGGGGACCCAGCUGAAGACUCAGUUCUCCGUGCUCCUCCUCAAGUUCAGGAGGCAGAAGAAAGCGGCCAAGACGCUGGGGAUAGUGGUCGGAGGCUUCAUCCUCUGCUGGCUCCCAUUCUUCGUGGUCCUGCCCUUAGGUUCCUUCUUCCCAAAGUACAAAGCCCCAGAGACCAUCUUCAAAAUAACAUUUUGGCUUGGCUAUUUUAACAGCUGCAUAAACCCCAUCAUCUACCCGGCUGCAAACAAAGAAUUUAGGAAGGCAUUCCAAAACAUCUUGAAGGGUCAAUGCUGCCACAGGAAAAAGGCAUCGUUUCACCCUUCCUUGAGCUACAAUCACAGUACAGAGGGGCAAAAAAAUGUGGUACGCAUUCCUGCUGGGUCCAGGGAAACCUUUUUGAAGAUCUCCAAGUCUGGCCGAGACUGUGAAUGGAAGUUGUUUUGCACCCUGCCAGAUCAUGGAACAGAGAACAACAGCAGGCAUCUCAAUGGGAGAGGCAGGACAAUUCUGCACUGCUGCUGUGCCAAUGCCAAUAUACCUAAUGAUGAGACUGAGUACAGUGCACCAGGUUUGAAAACUUGUGCUUAUUCGGUUGGCGAUUACGGUGAUCCUGUGUGAUCCAGUGCCUCCUAUCUUGACAAGAGGCUUCCCAGUGGGGCACACCACCAAUUCCACAGCUUGACAGAAAUUUGCAACUUGACAUUUUAAUUAUGUUCAUCCAUCAUCACUACCAUCCCCAAACGUUUAUUCACCCAUUUGUGCACACAAUGCUAACCAUGUUUGAGGAGCCAAGGUAGGUUCGGAAUGAUGCUUCAGUUAUCGUUGGGAUAGGUCCCCAAUAUAGACAUGGUCCACUCCUGACAAGAUAAUCAAAUACAGAUUCAGUCACUUGAAGAGAAAUUGCACAGACCCUCAGAAAUGACAGAGAGUGUCUCAAUUGUGUACAGAGUCAAUAGAAAUGUGAAAUACCUGUUUUUCUACACUAUUUAAUGGAUGUUGGUUUGAAUUCCCAAUUACCUAUUUUAAAAUGUUGUGAUGGGGAUUAAACACAUUUGGAAUUAAAUCAAGUGCAGCAAGCUAUAAAGACUCAAAGUCCAGGAAAAUUUAUUUCCUUUUCAGUGAUUUACACGUUUAAGGUAAAAAAAAUUGCCACGUGCAUUGAGUCUAAGGUGACGUGAACGUUUUCUAAGACGAUGAACAAAGGUGCUUCAAGGGAUGAUAUUUUACUUCACUGUAAAGAGCCUGAAAUCCAUCACCUUUGAUUUCACGACAACAAGCAAGUCGAAGCGACAGUUAUUUGUUUAUUUCUUGGAAAUAAAUGGCUUUAUAAAAUAGCACUCA
Messenger RNA from Stegostoma tigrinum, 2421 nucleotides. RefSeq names its product adrenoceptor alpha 1Aa (gene adra1aa). Gene Ontology annotation, cellular component: membrane. Gene Ontology annotation, molecular function: alpha1-adrenergic receptor activity. The transcript is spliced from 2 exons. Gene Ontology annotation, biological process: cell-cell signaling; adenylate cyclase-activating adrenergic receptor signaling pathway; positive regulation of cytosolic calcium ion concentration. NCBI's taxonomy places the organism in Eukaryota, Metazoa, Chordata, Chondrichthyes, Orectolobiformes, Stegostomatidae. Bases 304 to 1698 code for a protein of 464 amino acids. The record is from RefSeq and is a predicted model, not a curated record.